AUGUCGUGGCUUCAACGGGCGCUCUGUGGCGGCAGUAGCAGCAGCAGCAGCAGCACCGACCGCUUCGCACUGCCGCCGCCCACGUGGCGGCAACGCCUCCAGCACUACGCGCCCAUUUUCCGCUGGCUGCCCGAGUACAGCUUCGAGCGCGACUUCAAGUACGACCUCGUCGCGGGUAUCACAGUCGCCAUGAUGCUCAUUCCGCAGGAGGUCUCGCUCUCGACGAUCAUGCACGUGCCGGCGCACUACGGCCUCCACACGGCCGCGAUCUCGCCGCUCGUGUACCCGAUCUUUGGCUCGAGCACAGUGCUGUCGGUGGCCAGUGGCUCGGAAGUCUCGCUCCUCGUGGGCUCGACGCUGGAAGACAUUGAAGACGAAGACGAGCGCAUUGCGACCGUCAUCUUCAUGUCGUUCCUCAUUGGCGCCAUCCUGCUCUUGCUCCGGGUCCUGAACCUCAGUCAGAUCGCCGACUUCUUCUCGCGGCCCGUCAUGGGCGGCUUCAUCUCUGCAGGCGGACUACUCAUUAUGCUCUCGCAGGUCUGCAAUGCGCUCGGGAUCACGGUCAAGUCGUCCGAGUACCCGCCGAUUAAGGUGUACGAGUUGCUGCGCAACGUGCAGCACACGAACGUGAACGCGCUCGGCGUCGCGGCGGCCUCGUGCCUCUACCUCAUCGCCCUCAAGAAGAUCAAGCGACGGUGUUUCCCGUCGCCCGUGCAGCUGCAGCUCUUCAAUAGCGACGACACGUCCAUCGUCAAGGAACCGGGCAAAGGCGACGAAGAAGAGCGCUUCCUCGCGCCGGUGACGAACUCGGGCCAGGGGUUCUCCCUCUCGGACUUGUCGUACGCGGCCAACCAGACCCAACCGACGCCCGUCGACGAGCGCGAGUCGAUGGCCGACGCGCGGAAGAGCGAACGCGCGCGGGACGUGCCCACGUCGAAAGGGUUCCAGUUCGCUCGGUUCCUACUGCGGAUGCUCUGCGACCUCGGGCCGUUCGUCGUCUGCAUCUUCGGAGGCACUGUCGGCCACAUGCUGGGACCGUCCCGCAUCAUCUUGACGGGCACGAUCUCGGGCGGGUUCCCGGGCCCCCAAGUGCCGUGGUACGGCUUCAACGCGCACCUCAUUCACACUGAUCGCUUCGGCACGAUCUUGUACAACUCCGUCACCGCGUCCAUUGUGGUGUUCCUGUCGAGCAUAUCGAUGGCCAAGCGCUUGGCCAUCCAGCGCGGAGAGAACGUUAUCACGGAGCAGGAGCUGACUGGCAUUGGCAUUGCCAGUGUCAUCUGUGGGUUCUUCCAGGGCGUGCCGCCCACCGGUGGCAUGUCGCGCACGGCUGUCAACUUGCAGAAUGCCCGCACGCAGGUGGCUUCGAUCAUCACGUGUCUCCUUGUGAUCCUUUCGCUGUACACGUUGACAGGAUUGCUGUACUACUUGCCCAGUGCGACGCUGGCAUCCAUCAUCAUCGUAGCUGGCUGGACUCUGGUUGAGUUCCGGGAGGCCAAGUGGUUGUACCGCGUCAAGCGGGACGACUUUUUCGUGUGGGCGUCGUCGUUCUCCAUGACUUUAGGUCUCGGCGUGCUCAACGGCUUGAUCGCCUCGAUCGUCUGCUCUAUCUUGGCGCUCAUGUGGAAGUCCAAGGUGCAGCCCAUUGUCGUUCUGGGCGAGCUCGAGAACGGCAGCUAUGUUGACCGGGCAGUGUAUCCAGAGGCAAAGCACUUGGGCGACAUCAUUGCCGUUCGUGUGGAGGGCUCACUGUACUUUGCCAACUGCGAACGGGUCGCACAAUGCAUUGAACGCGAGAUGAUGCGGCUGCAGACGAUGGGGAUCACGACGCGUGGAGUGGUGUUGGACAUGUUCCACAUGAACGACAUGGACGCAACAACGAUUCAAGUGAUGUCGGACACGCAAGAGAAGCUGGCGGUGCGCAAAGUGCGCUUUGCGAUGGCCAAUGCCAAGAGCCGAUUGAGAGACGCGCUGGCCGCUACGAACUUGCUCAAGCGCAUUCUGUCCAACGACCCUACGAUUUCGCUGGAAGAAGCUGUGCUCAUGCUGCGCGACCUGCCGUCUCUCGCAGAUAAAUCCGUCUCGGCCGGGCCGGCCGCCUUGACGUCGAGCAACCAGGUGUGA
This is a messenger RNA of Hyaloperonospora brassicae, 2124 nucleotides long. The record is from the annotation of a GenBank genome assembly. Lineage: Eukaryota; Oomycota; Peronosporomycetes; Peronosporales; Peronosporaceae.